AUGCUUGCGCCCCGUGCCCUACUAGUUUUUGCCCUCGCAGCGGCUGUCCUCGCUGAAUCAGCCAAUGAACUACAGAGGUGGACACAGGAAACGAAAUGCAGCUGCUGCAAAGUCAUUAUGGGCGACAUCAAAACGAUUGUGAUCAACAUCACAGGCAAACUUGAACCCGUCCUCCAGAAAGCCAUUCAGGUUGCUUGCCGACGCUACGUCAUGAUUGAACCAUUCGAAAAGAUUUGCGAAUACAUCGGUGAGACUCUGCUUCAUCCACUCUUCGAAUGGCUCUUGAAGAAGGAAGGAGAAAUCGAUCCCGAAUUCGAUUGCCAGUACAUGAAAUACUGCCCACGUCCAAAGGGCUUCGAAGUAUUCCUUCGCAUGCUCAAGGUGGCUGAUGUACCUGACUUCCAUUAG
Molecule: messenger RNA, 408 nt
Organism: Haemonchus placei
Lineage: Eukaryota; Metazoa; Nematoda; Chromadorea; Rhabditida; Trichostrongylidae
Source: the annotation of a GenBank genome assembly